UCCGAAUAGCUAUUUGCUGCUAUAGCGGGUACCUAUAUUGCCACUCUGUUUCACUAUCUCGAUCAACUUUUUAAAAAUACAGUUUGCGAAAAAAACGCGAUAGAGUGAAGCUGCGGAAUUCGAAGCGCGAGGUGGCGAGGGUCAACUGUAUUAUCAUAAGAAGAUGAUCAUGAUUCAGAUUUAGACUUAAUUAUAAUUCAGAGUAAUCUUAAUCAGAGUCAGAGACACAUUUUUAUUUUCUCAAACUGACUGAUAUUCCUUCGCCCCACUCUUGCACUGGCCACUGUAAAUAUCAUUACUACGUUAGGUUAAUAAUUCAGUAAUCUUAAUUUGGUAACCAUAAAAGAUUAAGUGACGGAGUUUUACACUAUUAUAUUUGAACUAUUCAAGUUUGUGUAAUUAUCUCUUCGUUUAUUAAAAAUUGAAACAGGAGUCAAUGCGCAAGCGCAACGAGAAUGUUUACAUGGAAUCCAAGAUGGUGGGAAAGAAAGGGAAAAAGAAGAAUAAAGGGGCAACAGCGGUAUGUAUACGUCCAAGUCACUGAAAUCAAACAAAGAAGCAGACGUAACUUUUUUCUUAGUUCAUAAGAGAUAGCGGUAAUUUAAGAAAAAAAGUUAGUUCAUAAGAGAUAGCGGUAAUUUAACUUUAUAUGUGACUUUUUGGGUACCGUACGGUAAAUAAUUAAAGUUAAAGGCAUUAAAGGCUAGGACAUCUUGCUUGACUUAAAACUUAAAAGUAACAUUAAGAAUUUAAGAUUAAUAUAUGUAACCUUAAUGCCUUAAUACACUAACACUUAGACGACUUAGUUUAAGUUAGGCUAAUUAAGACAUUGUUAAUUUCUUUAUUUUUCGGUGGGGUUGAGUCUCCUCACGAAUUUGAAAUUAACUGAAACUUUUAAUAAAUAGUUUUAUUAAGUAUAAAAAUAAAUUAUCUUAAUCUUAGUUACUUAGUAAUUUAGAAAAAUAAAUGAUCUUAGUUACUUAGUAAUUUAGAAAAAUAAAUGAUCUUAGUUACUUAGUAAUUUAGUUGUUACUCAGGGCUGUGCAAAAUCAAAGAAUUUUUACCCACAAAAAAUACAAAUUUUUGGGCACCACAAAUUUCAUGUCAUAUUACUCAUAAUAAUUCAAAAUUUCGUUAUUUAAUCAUAACUCUCCUCUCAGUUAUGUAGUCAUAACUAUCAAACAAAUUCUGCUCUUACCCUUAGUCCUUAGCCUUAGUAGGGCUUAUUUAGGGGCCCCAGUGAUUUACUUGGUUUCCUUGGCCUUGGUCUCUGCAUGGCCCUGUGUUACCUAGUUAAAUCAUUGAUACCAGUGGCAGUGGACUGGUCAGUCUUGGUCUUGAGUCAGUGACUGAGUUAGGCCUUUGAUGUAGGCCCUAUUGUAGUUUGUAAGUGUAAACCACAGCCACAUAAUAAAUAAUGAUUUUAAAUAAUCAAGUUAUAACUAUAACAUAUUUCACUAUCUAAUGCAGGGGUCUGAAAGCCCUAAUUGUGAAGGGCCACAUUUAAUAAAUAAAUAUUCUAUAAUUUAGACUCAAAUUUUGAUUAUGAGUAGAAUAUAGCUUUGUGAUUUUCUUUGUUGAGAAAAAAGAUGAAAAAGCAUGUGUAGUUGACCAUCUUUCUAUUUUUAUAGUACCGGUACCUAACCUCUGGUGUUGUCUUAUAUUAUUAUUAAUGAUGUACAGGAACAUUCACUGGUCAGGCUUACACACCACUGAACAUAAAUGUUUGUCCCUGAAAAUAGAUAAGUAUGUUUCAAUUGUGGUUAGCUUGGAGGUAAAUUGUUUUUUUUUAUGUGAAGGCUAUUAAAGCACGGUACCAGGUACUAAAUUAUAUGCUAAUAGUAAUAACACCAUCCAUGCAAAUAUCACCACCUUUGCUACAGCCCAGAUGGUUUGUGUAAUUUCCACGCUUUACCGUAGUAAAAAAAGUCAAAGUCUAAGCUAAUUUACUUUUUCAAAUUUACCUUAUUAGUCUUACUCAAUUACUGGCAUAUCAUUUUAUUUAGUAAACUAAAAAAAUGACAGAAAAAGACAUAAUUAAGUUUUAGAAGCCAGUAAAGGAGUAAUACAUUAAGUUCAUUAAGCCUACCAUAAAUUCCUGAAAUAAGAAAUAUGAUGCUUUCAUUAUUGCUUAAAAACAAAAAUGUUUCUUUUAUAUUAGUCUAGCUUUGUGUUCUCUGUUUAACCAUUAUAAUUAUUAAUUGAAUGGCAUAGAGUUAAUUCGUUUUAAAAGUGCUCCAUGUUAACUUUUACAGUAAGUAAGUUUUAUUAUAAGUGACUGAAAUUCAUGAGCUUUGAUUGUACAGACGUUUUUUUUAUCUGGCUUGCAUAAUACACAUUUUGAACCCUUGACUGCCUGACUUAAGUUGAAUUAUAUUUAUUACUUAUUUCUCAAACUUCUUCUCUGUUUCUCAAUGGAUUAAAAAGGCAGUUGUGUCACAAGCAACUUUAGUGGCAACACCAAAUCCACAAAUUUCCCAGCAUGUUGGUAGAAUGGCUCCAUCAACUUCUGGCACAACUUCAAAACCUAAAUCUACAACAGGGCCUCGCAUCCUUGGUGCCCCUGUUUCCCCAAGGGAUGAGUUCAGUGAGCCAGAGAGCAGCUUGUUUGAUUAUCAACAAAUGGAUGAGGCGGGGUAACGGAAUAUACAUUUACUGUCAUUUUAUGUUUCUUUAAAAAUUCAAUAAAGCUGAGAUGUAUACUAUCGACUUGAUCUUGGUCUUCACAAAAUACAUUAGCAUGAAGUUUAAGAGAGCCAUAACUAUUUGAUUAGAGGGGUAGGGGGAUAAUAGAUUAAUUAGACACAAACAAUUUGUGUAAAUAAAACAAUAUAUGUUCAGCUUUAAUGAUGAUUUUACAAAAUACAAAUGUAAACGUUUCGGCAAAUGCCUUCAUCAGUACAAAAAAGAAAACAUUUAAAUAAGUAUAAAUUAAAUUUACAUAAUAUAUAUAUUUACAUGUAUCCUAUAAGAGUAGGCGCAAAGAGGAGGAUAAUCAAGAUAUUUAAAUACUUGUACACAAAAAAGUUUUGUAAAUAGAAGUCAUGAAUUGGUGCCCUUCAAUUAAUUACCCAAAUAUGUGCUCGGCAUGAAUUAGUUUCUCUUGUAAUUUUUUUUUCUCUUAUAACUACAGUAACGCCAUCAACAAAAAAGUUUGGCAGUACUACAUUACACCAACCCUAAACUUUAGCUACAUAUUAGCUUUUAUAUUUAUCAGGUACAUGACAGUGGGUUUUGGAACAUGGCCAGCAAAUGGAAGACAACAGAGACACGAGUCCCAGCCCCAAUUUCGUCAGUCAGGGAGUGUUGGAAUUUAUGCAACACCAGGUAAGUAAAAUACCUAUUAAGCAGGCAUUUGUAAUUUCUGUCCCUCUGAUUUCAUUAAAUAGUUGAGGUGUGUAGUUUAUGAUUUAUCUUCUAAGUGAACACUUUUCUUAGUUACUGAUAUUGAACAUCCAUUUUUUUUUACAAUCACAUUUUAAAUUCCUCAUUUAAAAUUUCCUUUAAAAAAAUAUAAAAUCACUAUCUCUUAAAUAGGAGAUCUAGAAAUGUAUGGACAAGGAGACUCCAGUCAGAUUGCAAACAUAUCUGAUCUUUAUGCUACACCAAUGAAAAAGGGGAAGGGUAAAAUGGUGAGUACAACUUACAGUUAUGUAUUGACUCCCUAAACAGCUCUAACCAAACAUUUGUACAUAAAAAUUGCAAUAAUUAGGGGCAGUAGAAUUCAUAUAAUAAAAUUAUUUUUAAGUGUAAUGUUUUAACGAAUUAUAUAUUUUGUCAAAAUUGUUCAGGAUGCAUAGAAAUUUCAUAUCACAAAUGGGAAUCUUUAUUUAAUCUGCUCAGCCAAAAUGUGUGUGAUUGUUGGAGUGUUCUAAUUAAUGUAAAAUUGUGGACUAACAAAAUAAAUGAAUUGACUUGGAGGCAAAUAAUGAUUAACUGCUUCAUAUUUUUUCAUUUGUUCAAUUGUCUUGCAGAAAAAAUCUAGUGAAGGAGAUCAAGCAGAUUCAAUCUCAAUGAAUCGAACGCAGCGAGAUGUAGAAACAGAGAUGAAGAAAGUCUACAACCUGCCACCUGAAAUCAGUGAAACUGUUAGUUUUAUGUCACAUUAUUACAAUAGUAAAUCAAGACAUGAUAAAUAGCAUACAUUUUUUAAAAGAAACUUAAAUUAAUAAUAGGACUCUUCAAUGUGGGACAGAUUAUAAUAUUUUAAAAAACUUUGUUAAGUACCUUUAUCUAAUACCAUAAUCCUAGUUUAUUCUUAACAAGACUUAUUUUUCCUGUUGCUCAAUUAUUUUCACUAUUCUUUAUCACUCUCCUCCUACUAAAAUUGCAUGUGUUCACAUUCUGCUAAAAACAAAGAAGUCACAGAACAAGGUCCUGAUCUUGUUCUUAAGAGUUUGUAAGAUCGAAAUAAGUUUGUUUUAUUUUUAAUGGCCCUACUGCCAGACUUUUUUUUUAUUGUUGAUGGCUUUACUGCCAGACUGUUUAAUUUUUUAUUGCUUUACUGCCAGACUGUUUUAUUGUUGUCGGCUUUACUGCCUAAUUGGGGUUUAACCUAGGGACGGCCAAUAAGUGGUGAAAAUAAUUUCUUUCUAUAAUAUUUAAAAUCUCUAUAAACAACCAAUUUUUUAGCUGUUGCGUUGUUUGUCCACAACAUAAUAAUUAUGUCACACUAAAAAUUAUACAGCUUUAAAGCCAAAUGAAUAUUUUUUAAUUAAUAUUUAAUUUCCCCAAUAUUUUGAGUAAUUUUAAAACAAUCCUUAACUCAAGAAAGAAAUGGCAAUGCAAGCUGCCAUAAUCUGAAAUUUCCACACAAAAAUAUGCAGGGAUGAAUGGAUAGAGCUCAAAGCUAGAUAGAUUUUGUGACUCAGACGCAUGGACAUUAUUUUUUUGUUUUAUGCUAUCACAUAGAUUGAUAAAUACCAUUGCUAAACAUUAUAAAUUAAGUCUUACAUUUAAACAUUUUUUUUAGAUAUCCAAAGAUUUAAGAACUCAUUUCCCUCAGAUGUACCCUGGCAGCAACCAGACAGACAGUGGACAUGGGUCAACAAGGCCACGUAAGUUUUGAUGGAGGUUAUUGAGAGACUUUUUCUUUUAAAUGCCAAAGUAACAUAAGGUCAUUUUUUUUAAAGACAUGUAUUUAAUAUUUGUUAAAUGAAAUUAAUCAACCUUUUUAUUUUGCUUUGAUUCAGACAGUUAAAAUGUGUUUUGAUAUAAUAAUUUGCCACUAACAGCAAUGUACAGCUAUUUCUAAUCCAUCUUAUUCAGUUGUGUGAUUAUUUAUUUUGAUUAAGACUCCCCUCAUGUAAAUUUAUGUUGUAAGUAAAUGCAUUAAAAAUUAACUUAAAAUACUUAUUAUACCAUCAAUCCAUUAACAGUAAAGAUAAAUGACAAAAUACAAAGUUAAAAAGUGCAGUUUCAACUUUAAAUUGUACUAGAUUUUCAAUUAGUAUUAGACAUCAGCCUCAUCUGUUUAUAAUUUUCCCCAUCUCUGUUUGUAUGUUUAUCAGAGUGCAACCAUAUGUUUCAACAAGACAUGCAUUUCAAAUUUUAAAUGUUCGGAUUAGAUCUUCAUAUCGUUUAUUAUUGUACAUUUCCUAGAGUAUGUCAUAAUCCCAAUGAGCAUGUGCCAGAUUCUACUUUUAGAUUUGAACUAAUUAUAUACAUUUUUUUUUUUUUUAAAUGUUUUUUUUUUUUUGGAUAUCUUCCCAAUUUGCUAUUUUGAUAUAGUAGAAUUUACAAAAUAUAACUCAAUAUGAGGAUAAUAAGGAAGGAACUCUUUUAUUAACAAGAUAUAUUUACUGUAUUUUUGAACUAAAAUAUUUCCUUUCAUUAAAAGCUCUACAACAUAGCUAAUUAUGAAUGCAGUCAACAAUGUCAGGGGGACACUUUCAUUCAAAGAGUUGGAUUUUACUUUUGUAUGACCUUACAUAAAAUCACUUUAUCACAAUGUGUUUUUCAUAAACCGGUGAAAGGGUCAAUAGUUCCAAGUAGUUCCCUUAUUUUUAGCUACCGCUAAAAUACUUUUCUGUACCUCUAUUAAUUCCUAGUCAGAGAAGAGAUUUAUGUUUAUUAAUUUCAAAAGAAAACAUAAAAUUCAAUACAAUGUAUAGAUUGUAUCUUGCUAUUAUUUCAAAAGUGUCUAAGCAGGAAAAAUGAUGGGUUAUUUUCUUUCCAGCGUCGCCUUGUUUUGCUUUCUCCCAAACCAGUGUACAUUGUGCAUUAUUUUUUUAUGGAACUUAGAGAGCUUAGAUGACGAAGAUGGACACAGAAGUCCGGAUCUGGUUCACAUUGCAGAUCAUUUGAACCAGAGUGGACACAACAGGACAGUUUACAAAGCCAUGUCAUCUCUAGAGGCACAGCCAGAAGAUCAGGUUGAUGGUGGACCACCACAGAUACUGGACAAUGAUAUUGUUGAGGAAUUAAUCAGAGCUAGUAAAACAGGUUAAAUGGUGACAUUCUUUUGGUGGAGUGGGGAGGGUAGAUUGUAGGUCGGUAGAUUGUAGUUUUUAUGACUGCAAUAAGUUUUUAAAAAAUAGCCCAAGCUAAAUGAUAGAUCUCCUUUUAAAUCCGAACAGUUUUAAUUUGAAAACUUGUGAAAUAUUUAAAAUGCCUUCCUUAUAUCAAUAGUAUUUUAAAAAUUAAAUACAAACUUUUAUUGUUUUAGAUAGCAAACUGAUUUAUAGCUUUUUUUAAUAAUAACAAAAUUUAAUUUUUCUCUAAUGGAAAAAACAGCACUUUUUUCCAGUAACAGUUUUUCUACUUAUUGAAAUAGAGUUAAAUAUUCUUUCCAGAUUAUUUUAAGAAAGAAGAGGGCUUGAACUUAUUAAAAAUCUCAAUUAUAUUAUUUCUAUCAUCUAUUUGGCUCACGAAAUGUUAAUAUCUGCCUCACUAAAUGUUAACAUCUGCCUCACUAAAUUAAUAGUUUAAAAGUUUUUUUGUGCUUUUCUAACUCAUCAGCUUUUGGUAAAAGCCCCUUUCACUUCUCUGGUUAGUUUCCUUGCCUCACGUCAGGGACUGAAUUGCCCUGUUUUUAAAUGCCAAAUACUUAUGUGUUGUCGUAUAAAAGGAAGACAAAGUGAAUCUUUUCUAAAUGUCAAUUUUGCGCAUAGCUGUUAAAUCAUCUCCUGCAAUCUUUCAUUGUUGUAACUCAUUUGCUUUUUGUAAACACGUAAUGUUUGGUGAUGUGUUUGGUUUUCUAUACAAGAAUGUAUUUUGUCUUGCUAUGAUUUUCUUGAUCUCCAGUAUACAGACAUCAUUUUAUAAUUAUUUUUUUUUACCAUCUUCCUAAGCAGUUAUGGUGGUUGAUUUUUAAUAUUUGAUUUUUUUUUUUUUUUAAAGAAAUUCUUUCUCCUCAGAAAACAAAAUUCUCAGCUAUUAAAGAUUUAUUUCUGUUCUGCAUUCUGCAUAUAAAUAGAGUGGUAAUGGGUUUGGAAGUUAUACCAAAUAAAUUUUUUCUUGAUCUCCAGUAUACAGACAUCAUUUUAUAAUUAUUUUUUUUUACCAUCUUCCUAAGCAGUUAUGGUGGUUGAUUUUUAAUAUUUGAUUUUUUUUUUUUUUUUAAAGAAAUUCUUUCUCCUCAGAAAACAAAAUUCUCAGCUAUUAAAGAUUUAUUUCUGUGCUGCAUUCUGCAUAUAAAUAGAGUGGUAAUGGGUUUGGAAGUUAUACCAAAUAAAUUUACUUGACAGAUAUUUAUCAUUGUGGUAAUGAAAUCAUUACAAUACAGUUAUACAGCCAAAAUUUGUUAUUAUUUGAUAAUUACCAAUUUCAUUUUCCAACAUCCAUAUAGUGUUAUAUGCAUGUAUAUUUAACAUGUAGAUAACAAUUUAAGGUGGUUCACCUUACCUAUUAAAUAAGUAUUCAAUUAGGGUUGCCCCAAAAAAAAAUCAAAUUGUUCUUAAACUUAGAAAUAAUCUUUUUCAAUCAUUUUUUUUUUUAAAUCCUUAAUGUUUCCAAAUAUUUUCUGAUAUUUUUGUUUAUUUUCCAGGGGGGCGAAUGACUCAAAUGAGGACACCCAGAGGUUCUGACAUAUCUGACAUAAAACUAUCUGAGCUUCAGGCCUACAAUGAGGAGCUGUUAUCAGAGCUUCAUUCAUUAAGAAAAGUUGCAGAAGCUAUUCGGGAUGGAAGUAUGUACACGCUACUCAAAAACUCCCAUGUUUGUAAAAUGAUCUUUGAAGUCCUGAAAAUCUCUUUAUAUACCCUUAUAUACUCUUUUUCUUCUUAAAAUAGCAAUCUUUAACCUGUAAUUAAUGAAGAAGUAUAGUUCCUCAAUUAAAAUGAUUGAAGCCCAAUGUUAAGUAAAUCAAUUCCUAAUGCAUUCUAACAGACUAAGAGCCUUUCUCAGCAGACAGGGGAAAGGAAGAAAGAACAAGAAAUAGAAAAUAGUGCAAAAACUUGAGUGUCAGCUAUUAAUGUUAUUGCUGGAAGUUGGGUUUUCAAAAACCAAGAUUACUGGAAGGCUCUUGGCCGAAACGCUCUUUCAUUGUCUUGUAUUUAUAAUUCAAGCUUCCAUAUACCUUGUGCCACUAUUUCCUUCACACAGCAUGAAUGCAGUCCUCCAUCUAUUAACAAACUUAAGUUGGUUACAUUUUAAAAAGUUUCAUCUCACAUUGUCACACCAUUUUAGUGUGAAAUAAAUUUGUUUAAUCUGUGUUUUAUAAAUAAUUUAUUUAAAAUAUGUCAACUGAAAGCUAAAUAAAUUUGCUUGGUUGCAUCACAAGAAAAUGCUAAAAAUAUGCAUUCAGCAAUUUUUUAAAAUAACUUUUUGCAUUGUCUGUAGCUGAAGUUUUUGUAAUGAAUGCCUGGAGAAUUUUUUUUAUAAAUUUUCCCUUUUGUCUAACAAUUUAGAAUGCAUUUUAAAAUUUAAUAAUUAUCAAAGUAAUACAUUUUUUGUGUGCAGUAUCUUUAUUUUAAGCAAUUGAAAUAAAACCAUUAUAAAUCAAAUAGUUAUCACACCUGUACCUGUCAGAAAGAGUAUUUCAGUUCUAUUCAAUGUUGCAGACAUUGAUGGUGCUAAGGCAUUAUUUGUGAGGAGACAGAUGGACGAGAUCAAAGGGGAGAAUGAGACCCUGAAGACAACAGUUCACCGUUUGAAUGUUGAGCUCAGUGACUACCAGGCCAAAUACCGACCUGUUGACCCAUCACAUUUAAAAAAGGUGCUCACUUAAAUAUUGUAUUUCCUGUGUGGUUAACCGUUAGAUGCAAAGUCAUUUAUCGUAAAUAAAAGUGAAUAUUAGUAUGAUGUAGUUUUGUUAUUCAAGGGAACUAGUUGAUUAUUGAAGUAAACGCAUUUAAGUCAUUUUUUUAUUUUGUUAAUAAUUCAAAGGCAUUCUAUUAAAUUUUUUUUAAAUUUAAUAUGUUCCAAAACUGAAGGUAAAAUUUUAGGAUAUUAGAUACCAGUAGUAGAUUGUUUUCUUAACAACUUUCUAACAGUAAAAACAUUGGAAUUCUUUGUUUGACGAUUGUAAAAAAAAAUGUAAAACAAAAAUUAUUUUCAAAUUUAAUACUGCAUACAUGUUUCUCAUAUUUUAUAGGCGAAAGAAAUAAGUGGUCUACCAUCAUCUGGUCCUGUUCCAUCAUGGCUGGUGAGUUGAUGCUGGCAUAAUAUAUAUAUAUAUAUAUUCUAUAUAAAUGCAUUUAAAAAAACAGGCAUAAAAUUUUAUUCAGUGCUAACAGUGAUAAACAGUAGCUACUUGUCAUUCCAGGGUGUUGGAUAAAUUAUUCAAGAAAAUACAUUUAUCAAUGGGAUAGAAAAAUUUAUCAUCUCUUUGUUUUUUUUUGAAGAACAUAUUUUUUUUUUUCACUUCACUAGAAUUACAAAUAUUUCAUUUGAAAUAAUCUAUGUUAUCUUCACUCACUAAUGCAAAAUCCUGCUAACAUCAAAGAUUAUCUUUCAUUGUAGUACACUUUUCCCUUGAUUUUUAUCAUACAUUUUCCUAGCCAGGACCCAUUGUUCCCAAUCUGUGACAAUUAUUUUCAGAUAAGCAAAAGAUACCUGGCGCCCCUGUUUUUGGCUUAUGACGAUCGACUGGAAGCAAAAGAUCAAGUUAUUGAUGAAUGCAGGGUAAUACUUGGCUUGUAAUAUUCUCUUGUAAAUAAAAAAAACAAACAUUUCUUUUGUUUAAAGCGAACAUCUUUUCUGUUUUCAGCCUACCCGAUGAUUCUUUUAUAACCUUUCAUAUUAAGGUUAGAGUGUGUCAAUAUUUCCACUACUUAAUUAUUGAGUUCAAAUGGCCACACAAUAUUAAUACAAAUUAGGAAUAUUUUUUUUAAAAAUAUGUUCAAAAAUGCUUAAUGUAACUCAUAAAUAACCAACUAAAAGAAAGAGAUAAGACCUGUUACUUAGCCUGUAAUAACAUCUUUUUGGAUCUCCUUCGUUUAUAUGCUACACAAUUUUAUACAAUAACUUCAACAAUAACUAUAAGGUUGGUUAUGAGAGAUUCAUUUAGGGCAAAACUUGUAACCAUUGCUUGGAUGGGGCAACAGUGAUGCAUAAUUUUUACCUCAAUUAUUUUUAUAGAAUGAACUAGAUUCAAUAAAGAAGAGGGUGGAGGAUAUUUUAAAAGAAAAUCAAAAGCUUCGUUUGUCAAGUGGGACAGUAUCAGGUUUUCAAGGUGACAGAUCAGAAUGGUAAGGCUUGGUUCUGUAACUUUGUGUGAACACUUGAGUUGAUAUAAUCUUUUAAGUUUUUUAAUAUUCGAGUGAAUUUAUAUAAUGUUUGAAAUUUGAUAACAGUCAAGUUUUAAUUUAGUUUCUUAAAGUGAGAGAGUUCUCUUAGUUAAGUCAUGAAUCAAAAGUGAGACUACAUACAUUUCAUACAAUGAUAUAUUCAGAAGCGCACCCAGGACAUAAAUUAUAGUGGACAUACAAAGAUAGCUGAAAUAUAAAUUGUUGGAAUUUAUGUGUUUUGAAUUGUAAGACUUCAUUUUAACAUUAGAUUUCUUCUUAAUCUACAUAUAUUUUUAUGGAGAACAAGACGUUCUAAUACCUGAUAGCACUGAAUUCACUUAUGUAGACUCUAAAUUGUGUGUGCCAAGUGAACUUUUGCAUUAUGUAGACACUAAUGAAUUUUUGUGCCAUAUGAACUUUUACAUUAUGUAGACACUAGUGAAUGUUUGUGACAAAUGAAAUUUUGCAUUAUGUAGACACUAAUGAAUGUUUGUGACAUGUGAACUUUUUCAUUAACCAGGCAGCAGCUUCAAGAACAAGCUCGUCUGGUGCUGGAGGAAAACCAGGUUCUCCUGGAACAGCUUCAGGUACAAGCCAACAAGUCCAGGGAUAUGCACACUGCACAUAUGUCUGAAAGUAGGUCACCUGUAUUUCGGAAGUUAUUAAUCUGUGUAUUUGGAGUAUGUCAUUUGUACCUGGAAGUAAAGGUUUACAACUGGAGAAAAGUAAUGACUUCUCAAAAAAAUAAAAUAACUACUGGAUUUUUUUUUCAAAUCAUCUUUUGGUUAUUUCCAGUUAAUGCAUAAUGGCUGUGUUGCUUAUGGUUGAAAUGGCUAGAAAGACUUUGACAUUGUAUGCUUGUAAUUAGUUUUGUAGUGUUGCGUUUGUUUUAAAUGUGGUAAAUUAUAUAUUUGUUUUUUUGUUGACUUUGUACCGCGCUUCGAGCCUUUGGGGAUGAAGCGUGUUUUUGAAAUGAACUUUAUUAUUAUUAUUAUUAUUUAUUUAUUUUUUUGUUCCACAAGAAUGUUGUUUUUAAACUUAGGAAAACUCAUUAAGAGUGUUGGACUGCAAUAAAACCUAAUAAAACUGUUCAUACUGGUUGAGAACAAAAUUUUCACAAAUAAAUUAUUCCAAAGCAUCCAAAUAACCUAGUGUCUGCGCCAGCAACUUACUUACUUAUUUAUGUCUUUAACCCCAUCUGGGGCAUAGGCCAUCUACAAGAGUUCUUUAUUCUUCUGGUCCUAUGCUUUUUUUUCUAGUUGCUUCCAUGUGUAUCCCAUACUUUGUGUGUCUGCCUCUAGCUUGCAUCUCCAUUGUUUUCUUUGGCCUUCUUCUCUUCCUUUUCCCCUGAGGGUUCCAUGUUAGGGAUUGUCUUAUGAUGUUCUUUGGGGUUUUUUGGAGAUUGUGUCCUAUCCACCUCCAUCUUUUCCCUAUGAUCUAUACAGCAAUAGGCUCUUGGUAUGCUAGCAUGACCAAACUGGUUGAAUUUUGAAAUAUUUAAAUAAUGAAGAAUCUGUAUUUCCUGGUGCAUAAAAAUAUGUAAUAUUUUGAGGUUAGAUCAAGGAUCUUAAUCUGUGUACCAAAUUUCAGCUUUGUUAAAAAUAGGGGAACCUAUAGAAAUUUUGGCUUACAGAUGUCAAAAACAAACUAUCAAACUGAAUCUCAAUCUAAUAAAUACUGCAAUUGGUCUGUGUAAGCGUAAUAAAAUAAAACAUUUUAGUGAAGUGGUACAGUUCAAAUUAUUGUAAUCUGGAUAUUUAAAAACUUGCUGAAUGCAUGUACUUAAACCUCAUAAUAUUUUGUUUUUUAGUGAAGAAGAUUGGAUCUGGCCUGUUUUAAUCAGAAAACAAGGGCUAUUAAUUUACUAUAAACUUAUAUAAAAAAUGUUGUUCUGGCAUAAUAAAGCAGAAUUCUGAUGAUGUGCUUGUGCUAGUGAAAGAAUCCCAUAUCUCAAACAAUUUUGUUACAUUAUAUCUUAAAGAAAUAAAAAUAACUUGGUUAUGUAAUUUUGAUAAAAAUUCUGCAGUCUCCAGAAUGGCCAAGAAAAUAGCAAUUGUAGAAGGAGAUAAAGCUGAUAAUGAGCGUCAGCUUGAAGAGAUGAGGAUCAAAUUUCGUGAGGUCAAACACAAGCAUGAUCAGCUGGUGAUGGAGGUUGGCUCACAAGUCAAUGUUCACACACACAUCAACACCAUUUCUGACCUUAAAAGGUAUCUGUUGGCAAGAAUUAUCCCACUUCAUUAGGAAAAAAGUUGCUUUAGCCUGAACUUUUAUGGCCCACAAGUGAUUUUGCUCAACUUUCCACCAAGGCUGUCUGUAAUGUGCCUCGUAACACCGAAAAUUAAGUCAAAUUUGUGUCCAAAAUUUCCUAUAUGAAUGGUUUUUUAAAAAUAUCUGAGAGUUUCUUUCCAAUUUUUAUUACACAAUGAAGGUGUUUAUGAAUUAUUUUAUUUUGUCAAAGCUAAUGAAAGACCCAUGUUAUGUUUAAAAGUUUUUGACUGUUGAGAGUAACAGUAGCUUGAACUUUAAACCUUUCUUCACUUUUCGCAGCUAUUCAGAAUAAAAAUAAUUAAACCCUUUAGUGUAUAUGAAAAGAUUAAUCUAAAAAUUUUGUAAUUAACCUCUAACCUCUAAGUACUAGAGAUUGGGCUUAAGUAGAAGUCACUUGCUUCAUGAAAAUAUAAAUAGUUGUUUAUACAAAUAUGUGCAGUCUUUUUGUUAAAGAAAUGUUUAAAUUUAUUAAGUGUAAUGUUUUUUUUUAUUAUUAAAAAAAAAUUAUAAAGAUCUGUGACAGAAGAGAAAGAACAAUUAGAAAGAGAAAUAGAUGCCAUCAUGAUCAAACUCAAGGUAAGACCCUCUGGUAAAUUUAGUUAAGCAUCAGUUUUGUUUAUACAUUUAUGAUUCAUAUUAUAUCAUAAACACAAUUAUUUUUAUUCGUUUGCAUUAAAAAAAUAUAUAUUUUUAUUAUCCUAAUUCAUAUAGUGCAGUGGGGGUUUUUUAAUUAUUUUUUUUAGAAGGAUAUAUUUCACUUUUUUUUUUUUUUUAAACACCAGUAAUUUUAUUUAACUUUUAAAUCAAUUUUUCUUUAAAAUAUAUAUUUUUAUUAUCCUAAUUCAUAUAGUGCAGUGGGGGUUUUUUAAUUAUUUUUUUUAGAAGGAUAUAUUUCACUUUUUUUUUUUUUUUAUAAACACCAGUAAUUUUAUAUAACUUUUAAAUCAAUGUUUCUUCAUAAUGAUAUAAAGGCAUCAGAAGAAGAAAGAAAGAACCAAGCGUUGCAAAUGGUUGACGUAGUGGCUGAAAAUAAGAGACUUAAAGCAGAAAUUAAAGCGAUGCAAAAAUCUGUUAGGUUAGUUUUGUUUAAAGUGAAAGCAAAAUGUAACAGUCCAACAAUUAUGAUUGUAGUGGUUGCCACUGGCUUAAAAAAAAGAUUGAAGUCAUCUUUUUUAUUUUAGUUGGCUAUUUCUGAGUUACAUCAUGCACUUUUGAACAUAUAUCUUUCUUUUAUUUUUUUGAUAGGGAGGAGGAAACGGAAAGUCAAUUCUAAAAUAACACAUAACAUUUUUAAGAAUUUAUUCCAUACAUUUGUUAAAUAAAUUAUUGGCAUUUUGUUUGGAUGAUGCCAGCAAUUUCACUGUUUUUUUAUUUUUUAUCAACCAUUUGAUAAAUCAUGCUUUCAGGCACGCCCAGCAAAAAAUGACACUGCUGCAUAGGGCCAUAGAGCUAUCUGAGGACAAAGAGAUGGUUACACAAGAGCAACUGGCCAAUGUCAUUAAAGUUGUAAGCUAUCAGUUAUUGGCCAAAGAAAUUGGUGUUAUCAAAAUGAGUGAAAUUACUUAUAUGUAACAAAUAAUUUUUGUCUGAAAAUAUUGUUUUAAAAAUUUCUAAAAGCUAAUGAUUCCAACCUAAGGAAACAUUAUUACUUUAAAGUUGAAAAAAAAAAUAAUAAUAAUAGAAACAACUAGCUUUUAGAAUAUAUUACAAUUUUCAAGAUAUAAAAAAAAAAAAAGUAAUAUAUUUGUUAAGUUAAAAUCAAAUUUGUAGUCUACAUUUGGUCAGUAAACCUUGAAAAAUGUUAUUUCAAACCACAGGCUGAAAAAACUGCUUUAGAGAGGGACACAGUUUACAAAGUGGUAAGUUCAUGAAAUCUUUUCCAGUUCCAGAUUGCCAGUAAUUAAGUAAUGUGUAUUACAGAGCAGACAAUUUUUACUUUAGGUAAAAUUUAGGGUGUCAAAGAGUAACCCGAAAAAUUGAAUGUUGCAGUAAUUUAAUUAAACCUGAAUUUUAAAAAAAAUAUUCUUUCUAGGCCAGAGAGCAGCAGGAGGAGACUAAACAGACUGUAAACAAGAUGUUGCAUGGCAGUGUAGCAGUAGGAAAAUUAGAGGAAAAGCUUAAAGUAAGAUUACUCAAAUAAGUUACAUCUAAUGAUAGGAUUGAAUCAGUUCACACAGUUUGUUAAAUUGUUCAGUUUGAUGAAACAAAAGCCAAGAAAACUGUUCAUUUUAGUAAAAUAUUAAUUGAUUUUACCUCUUGUAUAGGCCUAGGGAUGUUUUGACAAAUUAACAAACGCUAUUUUUACAUGUGUUUUUGUGUAAUUUCAUCUAUGAAUACAUUGUAUAUGCUAUAUUGAUUAGUAAACAAUAUUUUAUGGGUUUAAAUUAUCUUUAAUGGCCUCUGUAGAGGUAAUUUAAAGUAGAAAAUUGGCUUUAUUCAAUGCAUGAAACUGUAUUUUAAUUUUUAUGACAUUCCUAAAUAUUUUAUCUGACAGCUGUACCGCAUGAAAGCCUCUGCAAAACUUAAUACAGUAGCAGAACGGUCAGUGGAGUUUUUUAACUUUUGAAUAGAACAAUUGAUGUAUUGUAAUAGGCAUAUGAUUGAUAAUCUUAUUAAAUCUAAAUAUGGUAUUAUCGAAAGGCAUGAAAGCCUCUGCAAAACUUAAUACAGUAGCAGAAUGGUCAGUGGAGUUUUUUAACUUUUGAAUAGAACAAUUGAUGUAUUGUAAUAAGCAUAUUGAUUGAUAAUCUUAUUAAAUCUAAAUAUCUUAUUAUUGUUACAUUCUAUCACUGAUUCAUUUAAAUAUAGCUCAGUAAACUUCAUAAUGUUAAGUCAUACUUAACAAUAAGUUAUUGUUUACAAUUCAGACUUAAAGAGCAGGAUGACGCAUUUAAUAGCAAGAAAAAAGAAUAUGAAAGAGAAAUACACUACUUACGAUUACUGCUCAAAGAGAAGGAAGAAAUCAUUGAAACUUUGGAGUUGGACAAAAAGUAACAUUUUUAUUUCUCAUCUAUUUUAUGUUCCCUUUUUUUUUCUUUUCUUUUUUAUAUUCUUGAAUUAACUGAUAAUUUGUUUUGCUUGUUUAAAAUUUGUUUUUUGUUCAUGUAUUGUCCUUGCUGAUUAUAUCAAAAUAUUCAUCAUCAUGAUGUCCCUUAGUCCUUGGACCGUUAAGGCGCCACAGAUGACAUGAAAACUAUCCUUCUCCAUUCCUCUCUGUUUUCAUAACAUAAGAAUACUGUAUUUAUUGGUGUAUAACACGCCCCCGCGUAUAACAAGCACCUCAAUUUAAGAAGGAAAUUUCAGGAAAAAAAACUAAACAAUAUAUCGACGUAUAACACGCACACAUGAUUUGCCCCCUAUUUUCGGGGAGAAAAAGUGCAUGUUAUACGCCAAUAAAUACAGUAUUUAUCAUAUCACUAAUUAAAUUGUAAACAUCUCUGAUAAGGAACACAUGUUUAUUGAAGACUUUGAUAUUUCUUUAAAACAGUAUUAUUGAAAAAGACCUGGACACCAUGUGGCAAGCAGCUACCUCUGAAAACAAACGUGUCAAGAACAUUUUACUCAGUGGCACAAAGAAACUCCGUGACCAUGUGCACCUAACUGAUGCACUAAAGGAGGAAAUGGAAAAUGAUGAACUACUCCAUUUUUCAGAUGACAACUCAAGCAAGCAGUGAAAUCUUUGACCAUUUAGAUGUCUCUAUUUAAAAUAUGUAUUUAGGUGUGAAAUUUCAUUGAUGAAGGUUUGUAGUUUUGCACAAAGGUUAACAAUAAAAUAAAGCAACAGAAUAAAAUAUAAGAACAUGUAUAUAUACUUUUUUUUCUAUAUUUGUUCAAGCAGCCUUAAUUUUUAUGUUAAGACCACUGCAAUUUUUGUACCAAUAGCUGAUAUUUAAUCUCCACACCAAAUUUGCUGCUAUCCUCCUACUUUGAAGUUUCUCUGGGUUUUUUUUACCCCCUUCCUGAGAAUGAAAUAUGAUACAUACUACUAUUUAGGAAUUACAAAGUUAUCAAUGGAUAAUUAUAUGUUUGUAUGUUUAAUAGGACAUUGCAGACUUUCAAACUGGUUAAAGUGAUUUUUAUGUAAAAUGAGGGAAAAAAAUUAUAAACUUGAAAUGACUUAGGUCUUUGUGUAAUUGUGUGUGGAGUAUCUAUCCAUUCAUGUCACUUUGGGAAAAGUUUUUUUUACAUGUUCACCUGCCCCACAAAAAAAUCCCAUAGAUUUUCAAAACCCCUUCACUACACUGUUUUGGUUUUUUAAAUAGAGUUUUAAAACCAGAUUGAGAGGUAAUGUUUGAAAUGUAUGAAAAAUAAUCCUACUUAUACAUUUAAAUUUAUUCCAGGUUUAAAUUUUCUGCAUGAUGGCAAAGUAAUAUGAUUCUUUGAUUGUCAUAAUUUUUUGUUACAUAUGCAUUGAUCAAGACCUUUUCCCCAUACUCAAAGGUCUCUUACUUAAUAUGACCCCAAACCUUGGGGGUGUUUGUAAAUAAAUAGGAGAACCUCUACAGCAUUUUAAAAAAAUCAAUUUCUUUGGUGAUAUGAUAAUAGGGAUAAUAAUAGUUAAACAUCUGUUUGUAAAAUGAUCUCAUUAUUUAAAGCUGGUGGAUUUACUCUCCCUUAUGUUGAAUUUAAAAGCUGGAUCUGUGUCAUCUUUAUGUAAAUAGAGUUAAUAAUUUAUAUUGUACAUAAAUUAAUAAAAUAUACAUUAGCAAAAAACAAUUAUUUUUUAAAAUGUAAUAUAUUUUUAAAAAUAAUCUUUCAUAACUUUUAUUAAAGAGCCCUUUAGGCAAUCUUUUUGAAACCCUAUUUUACUGACAUAACAGAAAACAAUAUUUAUCUGCUUUUGAAAUUUUUUUUUGAGUAUAUCCCACUCAACUUUAUAUAAAAAGUGGACAAACUUUUGUUUCCCUAAUUUUCUUUUACUACCUAAAUUGUGAUCACAAGAAUCCCAACAUUUGAGACUGUAAAACUAUCUCGAUUUAUAAUCCUUUUCUGCAAGAUAUUGUUCGCACAAGAUGCUCAUACUCCACAGCCCUUUGGGCACUAAAAGGACAAAAUGUUAUUUAGUCUUAAUUAUUAAGUAAGGGAUCAAAUUUGUACAUUUCUUUGUUUAGUUUCACAGUAUAAAUUAUAUAUAAUAUAUAUGUGUGUGUGUAAGUAUAUUAUAGAUGAGUCUGACAUAAUGCCAUACUUUAUUUGUUUGAGCAAUUUUUGUCCUGUUUAAAAAUAUUUGAGCGUUUGGUUAGUUAGGUUCCUGAUGACCCUUUUUAAUUAUGGCAAAUGUUUGUAAUUAAAUAAAGGAGUUUUUAAUUAUUACAUUUAGUUAGUUAGUACUAGCACCCAAUGUAUUUAGGAAAAUUCUCUAUAUAUAUUUUAAUUUAUAGUGUCAAAAACUUAUGGGAAGUUAGAAUUGAGAUCCAUUCUUUUAUUUACCAUUUUUUACAUAUUGCCAAAUACUGUGAUUUUUUUAAAAAACCAGUUAAUAAUGUUUCAUUUUAAUAAGUAUAAUGAAAUGUAUGUACAUAAUCAUCCGUCCAUGGCUGUGUCAGAGGUGCUAUAUUUUGCCAAGAUUUUUUCCCUGUGUAUGACUGUUAUUAAUUUUCAUUCCACAUUUUUGUUUAAUUAUAUAAAUACUCCUUUAAUUUUAAUCAUAUAAUAUUUAAGUAUCAUUAUUCCCAGAUUCCGGUAACUAUUAGUAUUAAAAAAUAUUUUUUUUAAAGUCUCCUAAAUUAAACAUCAAAAUCCUACUUAAAACCUAAACAAUUUUGAAUCAGUGAAAAGAUUUAUAUUUUUUCAUGACUUUAUACUCAAUAUUUAUUAAUUUUUUUGUAUGUUUAAAAAAAAAAUAAAGUA
Molecule: messenger RNA, 18788 nt
Organism: Lymnaea stagnalis (great pond snail)
Lineage: Eukaryota; Metazoa; Mollusca; Gastropoda; Lymnaeidae
Source: the annotation of a GenBank genome assembly